UGCAGUCCCGUCAUGCGUCUUUGGAGUGAUUAGUGCGUAUGCGCGGCCCAGCCUACAUCCUGUCCGCUCCUGAUUGCCUGCGGAACAAAUCACAUUUUUUUCCAGCACGCGCUCCAACGGAGAACAGCUUUCGUGAGCUCAUAGGCUGGACAGACAGUGUGACAUCAGGAGGACUGCAGGUGGACCGGGGCGGCGCGAGGCUGCGAGCAGCAAUGCGCGCAUCUUCCGAGCCGAGCGUUCUGUGAGGAGGAUCAAGUCCUAAACAAUUUCCAACCAUAUGUGCAUGGAGAACUGCGUCACUGCGUGCAGGUAGGCUGCAAAGCUGCUCUCCCGCCGGCGGAGGGAAGCAUGCUGAUCGCACGCCCAGUGCCGUCGGUAAGCCUUUAAGGAUUCACCGGCCAUGGAUUCGGCGGACAUAGAUCCGCCGCUGGGAUCCACAUUUUGCUCAGCACCCAAUUUAGACUCGGACAUCAAUGCAAACGCGAGUAGGCCCAUUUUUGAGAAUGGGGCAGAUUACAACGUCAGCAUCCAAAACGCAGCGCUGCGAGGAGCCAGCGACCCCAGCGCGUACCCGUCCACGGACUACCGCGGGCUGCUCCGCCAGAGGUUCGUCCGGAGAAGUUUGUGGGUGUCGGAUUCGGAGGAGCAGCAUCCGCUGGACACGCAGGAGUGCGUCAGCAGCAGCCCGGCGCUCAACAUCGACCUGCGGACCAUCGUCGGUCGUAAUCAGACCCGGACUCCAGCAGCCCGCCUGGGCCUCCAGGGGAGUUCCGGUACGGAGAGCCAGCUGGGGCCGAAGGACAGCGCCACAGAGAGCGUGAGCGCCGACAAAGAGCAGGGAGACGGGAGCGAAACCGAGCCAAGACCGGGCGCUGCGCCCUCGGAUGGCACCGGGAAAGCGGGGAGUGACGAGAACGAAGAAGAACCCGGGACGAAGGCUGUGUCCACCUCACCCGGGGGCCGCUUUCUUAAGUUUGACAUUGAGCUGGGGAGAGGAUCCUUCAAGACCGUCUAUAAAGGCCUCGACACCGAGACCUGGGUCGAAGUGGCAUGGUGUGAACUCCAGGAACGGAAAUUGUCCAAAGCUGAGAGACAGCGGUUCAAAGAGGAGGCAGAAAUGUUAAAAGCUCUCCAGCAUCCGAACAUUGUGCGAUUUUAUGAUUUCUGGGAAUCACCUUUGAAAGGGAAGAAGUGUAUCGUUCUGGUGACAGAGCUAAUGACCUCAGGGACACUGAAAACGUAUCUGAAGCGCUUUAAGGUGAUGAAGCCUAAAGUUCUUAGAAGCUGGUGUCGACAGAUUCUCAAAGGCCUCCACUUUCUUCAUACAAGGACUCCUCCAAUCAUCCACAGAGACCUGAAAUGUGACAACAUCUUCAUUACUGGUCCUACAGGCUCUGUCAAAAUAGGAGACCUGGGCCUGGCAACACUCAAAAGAGCCUCAUUCGCCAAAAGUGUUAUUGGCACUCCAGAGUUCAUGGCCCCAGAGAUGUAUGAGGAGCAUUAUGAUGAGGCUGUGGAUGUCUAUGCUUUUGGGAUGUGUAUGCUUGAGAUGGCAACAUCAGAAUAUCCCUAUUCUGAGUGCCAGAAUGCUGCUCAGAUCUACCGCAAAGUAACCAGUGGGGUGAAACCAGCCAGCUACAGUAAAAUCAGUGACCCAGAAAUUAAGGAGAUAAUUGGGGAGUGUAUCUGUCACAGAUGGGAGGAAAGGUACUCCAUCAAGGACCUGUUGAAUCAUGCCUUUUUUGCAGAAGAUACAGGUGUCAGGGUGGAGCUCAAUGAAGAAGAUGAUGGAAAGAAGUCAUCCAUAGCCCUCAAGCUGUGGGUAGAGGAUCCUAAAAAGCUGAAGGGGAAAUACAAAGACACUGGUGCCAUUGAGUUUACGUUCAAUUUGGAGAACGAGGUCCCAGAGGUUGUGGCCCAGGAAAUGGUGGAAUCCGGCUUUUUCUUGGACUGUGAUGUAAAGGUAGUCGGAAAGUCCAUUCGGGACCGUGUUGCUCUGAUCAAAUGGAGAAGAGAGCGGACUGUUUCAGCAGGGAAUGGUGAAGCAGCUGUGAAGAAGCCUCAGCAGAACCUUCUCCAGGUUCCCUGUAUGGGAGUGCCACAGGCCACCACAUUAGCCACAGCAGAUCAUGAAGACCCAGAUUUGGAACAGCAGACUUUGAUCUGCACUGUGCCAGCUGUCACGACUACUACAUCUGACACCAUGCCUAUAGUUGAUUUAAACAGUCAACAAAAUGGCCCUUACGACUCCCUUCCAGAGCCCAUUUCUAGCAUUGAGAGAGUCUACAGCACCCCAGCCCAGCCUGAUCCUCAGCUGCAGCAGGUGUCCUACCAGCAGUGCACAGCACAGCCCUCACAUGACAUCUACAACCAAGCAUCCACACAACCGGUCCAGGCAGCCGAGCAGCAAAUCACAGGUCAGCAGCAUCCCGGAGCCUAUCAACAGCCUGCAGCACAAAUGCACAAGGGGCCUUAUCAGUCUCAAACAGGAAAUGCACACCACUACAGUGACCCUUUUGUAUGCAGUGACAACGGCAUUAUGAAGGGGAGCACAGGGUGUCUUAGACGUGGAAGUACCUCCCUGAUUGAGCUGUUACGGUGUCCCACACAUGAUCUACACAGAGAACCCUCAGAGAAUCCAUCGCUGUUAACUCCUCUUUUGCUCUUCCAUCACCGCUGUCAUCAUGACUUAGCAAGUCAUUGCAUUUCAACUCCUCCGCUCUUGAAUUUACAGCGUCCUUCAGAGCCCCGUCUGAGCAUGCCAUGCAGCUCACACCUGCACCACCGCUGCAAGGCAUGCACGUCUCACCUCCUGAGGGACAGGGCGACACGAAGCGGAUCUUUAGGACACUCACAUGCACCUUCUUUCUUCUCAUCAGCCCACUUUCCUCCAGCAUAUUCACCAGUCUCACCCACAUCUCCCAACCUUGCAAGGGUUCCUCCAUUAGCCUCACGCACUCUCUUGCCGUCAGCCACUUCUAAGACAGCACCAGGGUGUGCUCUGGUGGCUUCACCCACUCCAAAUGUACUCCCAAGGAGCUUCUGUGAAAGCAGAGACCUCACUCUUCUCAACCACUGUCUCCAUCACAUCAUUGGCCGCAGGACCAGCUCCCCAACUUUAUAUGAGCGAGGACCCAGUUAUCUGGUGCACAGCCACAGGGAGGUGGUGGGUGUUACCUCCUCAGUAGGUGACCAUACAGGCAAGACCCAAAACCUGGAUGGUACAGUUUUCUCGUGGUCACAUCUGGACAAGAAGCUGCUAUUUAUGCCACAUGAAGGUGAAGGCAGACCAGAUCCAGUGAUGGUUUCUGCUCCAGCUACGCCGGCACCUUCACUGCACCCCAACAGACAGACGGCACAGAACUUCCCAGCAGCAGCACCCCCUCUGCAGACACAGCUUACCGCUCAGCUUAGCCAAGAGCAGUCUUUAUCUGCUGACCAGCCUGGAUCUCACCUGAGUCCUCUUGAUGGUACUAGUUUUCCGCAGUCAGUCUCCGGUGGUCCUGCGCCUCUCCAGCCUCUGCCUAUCAACACGCAGAUACAGACAGCUGUUCCCCAGGGAAAUCUGGGAGAUGUUCAGAUUUUGGACCCAGUCCAACCCAUCCUUCCUGGUGUUGAGCCUUCUAUAUGGGGAAAUGGGAUGGAUACAGAAACUGCUACAACUGUGGAGCAAGCUGCUGCUGCUAAAAUUCCAGUUCCAGUCCAAGUUGAAACUCAAGCUCCAGCACACAGUGUCACCAUGGCCCCGACACAAGACCAUGCGCCAGUGCAGCUGCUGACUCAAGUUGCAGCAAUGUCUCAAACUCUAGCUUCAAAUCUUGUUACAACUCCGAGUUCAGUCUCAGAUCAAGCUCCAACUGCAGUGGUCACUCCAGAAUCAGCUCAAGUUCAAGCUCAGUUCACAAUAAACACACCAGUUCCUGUAUUGGGGCCCUCUUUCGAAUCACCCAAAGGUUCACCUACCAAUUUAGAAACAUCUACAGCAGUUGGUAGACCACAGCCAUCAGUCCCAGGUUUAGUCUUGGCCCCUGUCAUACAUGCUGCAGUACAAAGUACCGGCCCUGCUCUCCCUCCACCUCAUGCUAUAGCUUCAGUCCCAGCUCCACUUCUUCAGUCUGCUGGCACCCAGACAACUGUACCUGUACCUGAGGAGGCCAGCCUGGCCGCAGAUCAACAAACCCUAGAAACUGCAUCUAGCAUACUUCAACCAGAGACUUGUAUAGAGGAUGUCCAUGAAAAAACAGGACCAUUACACAGCUCUGCCUAUGACAGUGUCAACUCUGAUGUUGCAUCGGGUAAGGAAACAAGUGACGGCUAUGACAGUUUGGCUGGUGUGGGGAAAGGGGAUGGAAAACCCAGGAAACACCAUCGCAAGUCUGCCCGGAUGCGGUCUCGACAAGAAAAGACAAGCAAACCCAAACUGAGCAUGCUCAAUGUUUGCAAUACAGGUGAUAAAAUGGUUGAAUGCCAGCUGGAGACUCACAACCACAAAAUGGUGACAUUUAAAUUUGAUCUGGAUGGAGAUGCUCCUGAAGAAAUCGCCACCUAUAUGGUAGAAAAUGGCUUCAUCUUGCUCUUCGAGAAGGAGAUCUUUAUUGAUCAGCUCAAGGACAUUGUGGAUAAGGCUGAAGACGUGCUGAAUGAGGACAUGGAGGGUGAGACAGUCUCUGCCUUGAGUUGUAGUCCUCAACAAGGCUUUUGUUCUGAAGGACUGGUAAGCGAGAUUCAGCAACCCGGAGUAACUCAGCCUGUCUAUCAACAGAAUGUUCUCCACACAGGCAAAAGAUGGUUUAUAAUCUGCCCCGUUGAAGAGACUCCCACAUCAAGUCAGGAGAUCAUGUCAGAUGGUACAACCACACAGUCCCCUGUGAGUUCGGCUCAUACCCAUCCUGACAGCAGUACUCCGAGACCGCCUACAUCCAGAGCUGAAGAUGGUUCAUCCUCCACAAUGUCUGGUGGAAGUGGCGGCUUCUCCUAUGAUGUACAUGGAUUCUGCAGUCCUCCAGUAAUGUCCAACACAGACCCACUCCUCUUGGCCAUCCUGUCUCCUCCUGUGUCAGCACCACCAACUCUUCAAUCAGUAACUGCAGUGGAGCCAGUCAGCAGCACAAUGCAGUCUAGCGUGUAUAAGGCCAGGCCAACCAGGGCUCAGACUUUGCCUCCAUCUUCUACACACGAAUCUUUCCCAAUGGAUGAGUCACAAGGAUCACCUCUGGGCUCCUUCUCACCCAUCCAUACAGCUCAGCAGUGGCAGAGAUCGGAUGUUGCUGUUUCUACGGCAGAGGGUCCCUGUUGCCCUCUGGUCAUGCCCUUAUCCCUGGAUGUGAGUAGUUCUCGAGCUGGAUCUCCCCUUACGCCUCUCCCACUCCAGGAUUCAGUUUUGGGCAAAGAGCCACUGUCUGUCUCCUAUUCCUCUGCAACAUUGAGUGAGCGCCCACAACCAACCGUGGUGCUCCACCAGCCUUUUUCCAUUGUGAGUGGGACUAAAGUGUCAUCACUACCCCAGAGCCCAGCACCAUCCCUGCACACUGCAGGGCCUGGUGAGUCAGAUGGAGAAGGACGACUGGUUCGUGGGGGUUUUGUGGACAGCACCAUAAAGACACUUGAUAGAAACAUAAGAAACUUGCUAUACCAAGAAUAUGCCCCCAUGUAUCCAUCAGGUGGCACUGCAGAGACACCAGGCUCCGGCACGGGUACAUCCAGUCCUCCUCCUGGUCCAGAUAGUGCUGCAGGCGGGUCAGGAAACAGUACUCCAGGGCCAAUGGGGGAAGUACGCUAUAGAGCAGGAGAACAACUGCCUCAAAUUCCAGAGAGAAUGGACAGUCUGAGCACACUCAGUGACUCAGCUGUGUGUGCCUCCCUGACAAGGAGACACAUUCCUCACUCUGCUUCCUGCUCUGGAACAAGAGGAAGAUUUAAGAUAAUCUCUGUUCCUCCAGAUGUAGCCAAUAGACCAGAUGUGAAACAAAGGAGCUGGAGUAGUGCUGCUUCUCCAGCUCACCAUACAGACCACAUCAGGGAUCGCAGUCAAUCUGAAGUCAUGGCUGCAUCCACAACUAUUGGCCGUUUCUCUGUUGUUAGCACUGAAGAUGAUAUCACACUAAGGACACGCUGCAGCCGCUACUCUGCCCCACCUGAUUUCUACCUGGAUACACCCGCUGCUGUGAUAAAACAGGGUUCCCUGCCACGUGCCCAGACCUCAGCCUCAGUCCCUGUUGAUGUCACGGUCCAUCCUCGGUUCCUCUCUUCAGACUCUGGUGCUGAGAGCAGUCCUGUAAAGCUGCCUCCUGCCACCCCAUCUCAACACAUGCGCUCAGAACGCAGAGGAAGUGACCUCAUGAAGAGGGCGGUGGCCUUCCUCCGUCGCUCUGGGCGCAGCAGCAGCGUGCAGAGCUCUGACUCGCCAAACAGACAUGUAGGCGUACAUGGUUCAGCUUAUGCUAGCAGUGAUAAUGACUCAGAGAUGGAGGACUCCGAUAUGAAGAGAGAACUGCAGAGACUCAGGGAGAAACAUCUUAGGGAGAUCUCUGAGCUGCAGGCGCAUCAGAGAGGGGAGGUGGAGUUGUUGUAUCGCCGCCUUGGCAAAGUCCCACCUCCUGGCUUGGGCCUCUCACAUGCCGCACCGCCCACAGGCCGCCGGAAGAGGUCUAGCAAACACAAGCUGAAGGCUGGCAAACUUCUUAGCCCUCUGGUUCAGCAGUUUAGAAAUGUCACAACCAAAACUUGUGAUUCGAGCAGAGCUGGAGAACCAACAGCAAGUUUGAAUGGAUCUCCAGCCAAAGGUUUUGUCCAGGCUCAUGGUAGGGCGCGCUCAUGCACCAGCUACCUUCCAAAUUCUGCCACAGAGCCUGUGCAGACGCAGCAGCCAUGCUCUCUGAAGGGCUCCGUGUCUUCUGAUAACAUCUAUGCUGGGCUCCCUGCACAAAGUGUGGGCACACAAGCUGCCCAGGACAAGGCUGGUCUAAUUACACACAACCACCUGAGAGAGUCGCCUAUAAAUCCAGUAGCAAGCCACGAGCUAGAUUUCUCAGGUCAACACUGAAGAGACUGUGUCUUGGCAAAGAGCGUAGCAGCAGCACUGGACCAGGAUCAGGAACAUUCAAUCAAUCACAGCAUCUGCCA
Molecule: messenger RNA, 7122 nt
Organism: Thalassophryne amazonica
Lineage: Eukaryota; Metazoa; Chordata; Actinopteri; Batrachoidiformes; Batrachoididae
Gene: wnk2
Product: WNK lysine deficient protein kinase 2
Biological process (GO): positive regulation of potassium ion import across plasma membrane; negative regulation of sodium ion transport; protein phosphorylation
Cellular component (GO): cytoplasm; cytosol
Molecular function (GO): potassium channel inhibitor activity; chloride channel inhibitor activity; protein serine/threonine kinase activity
Source: RefSeq, a predicted model, not a curated record